AUGCCCACUCCGGAGUUUUUGGAUAUUGUUCUUGAGAACCAAACCGACUCACCGGCACUCUUUGCACACAUCACGGGCCGAAAUGACAAAGGCGUCGCUGUGCUCCUCGCCGACGGUCAAACGUUGCACCAGCCGGCGUCACCCUCCGAGAUCCUGCAGCCCGUCGGAGCGGACCAUGGGAUCCCGAUCGGCGGGCCCGGGUCACGGCGCAAGGUCCGGAUCCCGCGCUUGUAUGGGGCCCGGAUCUGGUUCUGCAAAGGCAAACCGCUUACAUUCCUGCUCAACCCGGGGCCGGCUAUAGUGGAGCCGUCGGUUAUGAACCCGACCGAUCCCAACUUUGACGCCGACUGGGGUUUCUGCGAGUUCACCUUCAAUGAUUUCCAGGUGUUCGUCAAUGUGUCUUAUGUCGAUUUUGUGAGCCUCCCUAUCGCGCUGAAGCUCGAGAACGAGGCCGGAAAGGUCACACAAAUCCCGGGCAUGCCAAAGAAUGGUCUUGAAGAUGUGUGCGCCGGCCUGCAGCGUCAGGCCGCAAAGGACGGCGCGGGCUGGGAGAAGCUCAUCGUCAAGUCAAAGGCUGGGAAGAACCUACGAGCCUUGAGCCCCAACGCAGGAAAGGAGCUUCACCCGGGUCUUCUUGAGGGUUACUUUUCUCCCUCGGUGGAUGCGGCAUGGGCUAGGUACGAAAAGGAGGAUCUAGUGAUCAACACACAGUUCGACUGGGGAGAUGUCAAGGGUCGUGUGCGUGACGGCAAGCUGGUGUUUAGCAACGUGGGCAAGGACAAGUUGACCUUUUCCUUCUCCAAGCCGUCAACGCGGGACAUUCUGACGUGCAGCACGGGGCCGUUUGCCGCCGGGGAGGGUGUGUCGUCGGCGCAGCUCAACGUCGGAGCCCGGCUCGCGGCGGCGCUCAACCGGGGGACGCUGGCCCGCAACGGCCGGCAGCCGGAGGGAGAGCGGGUGGAGGCUUACUACGCAGAUGAGAGUGUGACGAUCGAGGGGAGGGGAUAUGCCUUUCCCUAUGACGAUGUUGGUGCGACUGGUGGAGUUGACCAGUCUGGAUUUUUGAAUGAUGAGAGACCCAAGGUGUUGACAAUCAUUGUUGGAGGGCCGAAGUGA
Molecule: messenger RNA, 1116 nt
Organism: Fusarium vanettenii 77-13-4
Lineage: Eukaryota; Fungi; Ascomycota; Sordariomycetes; Hypocreales; Nectriaceae
Exons: 2
Coding region: 1-1116 (371 amino acids)
Source: RefSeq, a predicted model, not a curated record